AUGUCCAUCGAUAAACUCCAGCAACGUUACGAGGAGGCCGGACAGGCCCACCUUUUCAAAUUCUGGUCGAAGUUGACCGAACAGGAACGCAGCCAACUCCAAGCCCAGCUCCAGGCACUCGACAUCGAACGCGUCAAUCGAGUCUUCAAGAAAGCCGUCGCCGCCGAAGCUGAAAUCACUGAUCCCAGCGUGCAAGCACAAUCCAUUGGCCCUCUGCCAAAGGAGGCUUCCGAAUCUGUCACCAAUGCAGAGAAGGCGAGAGAGUGGCGCAAGAUCGGUUUGGACGCCAUCUCCCGCAAUGAGGUCGGCGUGCUCCUCAUGGCCGGAGGGCAGGGAACGCGAUUGGGAAGCAGCGCCCCUAAAGGGUGCUACGAUAUCGGCUUGCCAUCGCACAAGUCACUAUUCCAGUACCAGGCCGAGCGUCUUGCACGCCUCCAGGAGGUUGCCGCACAAGAAAGGGGCAAGCCGACUGGCAGUGUGGUCAUCCCGUGGUACAUUAUGACCAGUGGCCCAACACGCCCAGACACUGAAGAAUUCUUCAAGAAGAACAACUACUUUGGAUUGGAUCCCAAGAAUGUCAUCUUCUUUGAGCAAGGGACCCUUCCUUGCCUGACGAUGGAAGGCAAAGUGAUCCUUGAGACCCCAUCUCGUGUGGCCGUAGCCCCUGAUGGUAACGGUGGUCUAUACGCCGCUACCCGCUCACCACUCUCAUCUCAGGACCCUAAUCGCACCGUCCUCUCCGACCUGUCCGAUCGCAAGAUCCUCUACGUUCACGCUUACUGUGUCGACAACUGUCUCGUUCGAGUAGCAGACCCUGUCUUCCUCGGUUACAGCAUCGCCAAACAAGCCGAAUGCGCCGCCAAAGUUGUACCCAAGACCUCACCAGCCGAAUCCGUGGGCGUCGUUGCCUUGCGCGGAGGCAAGUUCAGCGUUGUGGAAUACUCGGAAAUCUCAAAGGAACAGGCCGAGAGGCGAGACCCUGAAACCGGUGAGCUUGCUUUCCGUGCCGGCAACAUUGCCAACCACUUCUACACCACUGCCUUCUUGAAGCGAGUGCAAGAGUUCGAGGACGAGCUCGCCUUCCACAUCGCGCGCAAGAAGAUUCCCCACACCAAUUUGGAGACCGGCGAGUUCAUCAAACCAAGCAAGCCUAACGGCAUGAAGCUGGAACUCUUCGUCUUCGACGUCUUCCCGUUCACUGAACGGUUCUCUGUUUUGGAGGUUGACAGACACGAGGAAUUCAGCCCUCUCAAGAACGCUCCUGGUACUGGCUCGGACGAUCCAGAGACCAGUCGACGUGACCUCUUGGCUCAACACAAGCGCUUCUUGGAGAGCGCCGGUGCGAAGGUGGCAGAUGGUGUCGAGAUCGAAAUCUCCCCUCUUGUCAGCUAUGCGGGUGAAGGUCUCGAAUCCGUCAAGGGCAAGACCUUUACUAAAUCCGGAGCUGUCGAGAGCGUCGAGCAGCUGGACGCAUUGGUUUAA
Molecule: messenger RNA, 1482 nt
Organism: Coprinopsis cinerea okayama7#130
Lineage: Eukaryota; Fungi; Basidiomycota; Agaricomycetes; Agaricales; Psathyrellaceae
Product: UDP-N-acetylglucosamine diphosphorylase
Exons: 2
Coding region: 1-1482 (493 amino acids)
Biological process (GO): UDP-N-acetylglucosamine biosynthetic process
Molecular function (GO): UDP-N-acetylglucosamine diphosphorylase activity
Source: RefSeq, a predicted model, not a curated record